CUGCUGCUGCUGCCGCUGCCGCUGCCGCCGGCGCUACCAAUACUGUACCCCUCUCCGGACCCGGCGGACUACACGGCUGAGGCGGCCUUCCUCGUUUUUCCUUCCCGGCCGCGGCCCGCCCACCUGCCAGCGCACCCUCGGAGCGUCUCCGGCAUGGACCGCGGGCGGCGGCGGCGGCGGCGGGAGGCCGAAGCAGAAACUUUGAUUGUCUAUUACCUCCCUGGAUAAAUCUAACUUAUGGCACAUGAACAUACAAGCUUUUCCAGUUUGGGUGACUUGCAUAAUAGAAAAGGCAAAUGGACAACUGGAAAAUUGAACUUCCCAUUCUGUGAGGCUUGCCUUGGAGAAUAUAACUUUAUCAGUAAUACAGCGUAUUUAUGUGGACAGUUUACAGAUAUACAUCUUUAUAAAAGACAAACUGGCUGCCAGAUAGCUACUAGGUUACCAAAAUCAGAACUAAAGCACUUGUCACUUUGUAAAUGCAAUUGUGAUUCUAGUAAAGAAAUACACAAGAGUGCUACAAGUGGAAUUCUGAGACCUGAAAAUCAAAGAGUUCCAUAUCUGGCUAAAAGUAAUGACAGUACUGGAAGAUUAAUGGAGGCACUUUGCCUAGAGUUGAGAUCAGCUAACUUUGAGAUGAAUAAUAAAAAACUAUGCUUCAAAGUGUCUAAUCUAAAAGCAAGUAUUUCAGCUUCACUGGCUCAGAAUGACGGAUACACUGUAAAAGCUUUUCAUAGAAUACCACAGAGUUUGAGAAAGAGGCUUGUCUUGCUUCCUACUUUAUAUGGAAUAUCCACAAUUGAGAGACCUGUUUUUUCUAGGCAACAUGAUGAGACACAGCAUUUUAAUUCAAAAGAUUGCUUACCACUGAAAUCCAACAAAUUACAUAAUUAUUUUCAGUUCCGACUUGAAUCAGAUACUUCUGAGCUUUCAAAGAUUUUUUUAGUUACUUCUUACAGGAUAUUAGCACAAGAAGAAACUGGGUUUAAUCCUGUUUGGAAAGCUUCAAAAAGUUAUCUUGAGAGUGCUGUUACUGAUCAACAACUGUUCUUACCUUCAUCAGAGAAUAUUGCAAAAGAAAAUACUCUCCAGCUGCAUAUCAUACCUUUUUAUCUUCUUCAGCCCUUCACAACUAUUGAUCAAGAGUUGUACAAGAAAAAAAGAAACCAGUUGAACAAUUUGGGGAGAAAACAUAGGUGGCAAGACCAGACAAUGAAUACAAAAGAAGAAUAUGAACACAGAAAAGAUAAGGAAAGCUACCUCUGUGCAGUUUGCUUGGAUAUCUACUUCAAUCCUUACAUGUGCUACCCAUGCCAUCAUAUUUUCUGCGAACCUUGCCUACGUAUGCUUGCCAAGGAUAAUCCAACUAGCACUCCAUGUCCUCUCUGCCGUACUGCAAUUACCCACGUUUUUUUUCAAUCAGAACUGAAUACUUCCACAGAAACUUUAUUUCCAAUGGAAUAUUCAAAAUUAAAGGAAAAUUUUCAAAAAUCAAAUUUAGCAAAUUGGCCUCUCCCUAGUUGCAAAAAAGUAUUCAGAGUUAUUGAUGCAGGUUUUCAGAGUACAGACUCCUUUACACGAAGGCAUUUUCCACAUGCUGCUCACAGAAUGGAUUAUAUGGACUUUGAGGACGAUAGCCGUGGAUGGGGAUUUGACAUGGACAUGGUGAUAAUCUACAUUUAUGCCAUCAACUGGGUCUUGGGAUUUAUCGUGUUUUGUUUUCUUUGCUAUUUUUUCUUUCCUUUUUAAGGAUUUCUGUUCCCUGUUUUGUAUGUGAGCAGCAAGACAAAGAAAUAGACAAAUCUGGAUUAAAGAAUGCAGAUGGUAUACAAUCUCGGGUCUCCUGUAUAACACUGAUAAAACUGCACAACAAUAAUUUACUGUGUUUUGGUUUACUAAUUUUUAUUAUAUUUUGAAGUGAAAAAACAUUUGCAUAUUAAAAAUGUUAGAUUGCUUUUUCUAAUACGUAUUAAGAUGAUCUGGUGCUUUGAAUCUAUGAUUGCAAUCUGUACAUAAACUUGGGCAGGUUCAUGAGAGUAUUCAUAAAGCAGUGAAACUUCACUGAUUAACUUCAACUACUACCUGGUAUGUAUAAAAUACGUAUACAAACUAUCACCUCACAGUUAAUGGUUUCUGUAGAGAUAGUUCACAUGCUAAUGCUUAUGUUCAGUUAAAAUAUUUUUUCAUCAACUUUGGAGUACAGUGUGAUGUUUUUCUUUAUAUCAGUGCUUAUUGCAUGUAAUGGUCAUGUUAAGUCUCAGCUUUCCACCUCUUGAAAUCAUUUCAGGAGUUUUAUGAGAGAUUUUUUAAAUAGUAAAAUGUGUUACGUACUUUAAGAUAUAUGGGAUAUGACUUGGGAAAAUUUGUUAGAGAAAUGUGUAUAGUGCCUAUGGUGGUCAGUUUUUCAGCAGAGACAAUUUAGCUUCCUUUUUAUUUGUGGAUGUCUGUCAAAUUACUCAAAAGACUCAUUGGUUUGCCUUAUUGAUCAGCAUGUUUAUAUUAAGAGCUGACAUUAAAGAAACAAAAAUCAGAUUUUCUACCUAUGUAUAUAGAACCAAGAAUAAUUGAUUCAGGAAGGAAGGAAGGAAGGAAAGAAGGAAGGAAGGAAGGAAGGAGCACUUUAUUCUAAUUUUAUCUAGUUGUAAGUCUGUAUAUUUUGCUAUUUCUAAUGUUUUGUGAACAUCUACCCAAUUUCCCCGAAUUUGGGAAGAUGAGGAGAGAAAAAAGAGAUGGCCAGAAAGAGAAACUCAGAAGCACCUUUGACCCAUAUUGCUGAAAAUGUCUGAUCCCUGACUCUUAUAUGAUUUCCUAUAAAUUCUGUUUGUAAGAAACCUUGAACCUCUGACCUCUUGACUAACUAACAACCUUGACCUGGCUCUUGGAACUCUGGCUUGGAUUUGGACUAUUCUUCUGUGUGCUCCUAUUGAAAACUAACUCUACAAGUUAGCUUCUGUUUUGUUUACAUUCUUCAUUUGCUGUUUAUCUCUUCAGCCUUGAAGUAAAAUUGCUAAUCUCCAUAGCAAUCACAUUUAAAUGUGUGUGGUUGAAACCUAAAGCAAGGUGCAAGAUUACGGUCUGACUCAAAAGUUGAAACAAGAUGUUAGUGAAAAUCAGCAGGAGUCUGCAUUACGUGGUAUACUAGGAGUGCACUUCUGCGGAAAGCCUAAGUUAGGCUAUGGACCAGAUUUUCUCCAGUAGUCAUCAACGUCUCCUUUCACUUCUGGAACAGUUUCCACUACCAAAAUGCUACAGAGUGAUACCAUUUCCAGCUGCCUUGAGUUACAUGAAUGGAAAGUAAAAGAUGAAGUUCAAUUAAGUAAUGUAUAAUUAUGCAGUAUAUUUUCUUUAAAAAACCUUUUACAGAUUGAAGUAAAUUGUGGAAAUACUUUUAACAGUUUGGAAUAUUCUGUAUUGGUUGUAGGAGUUGGAGAUAGGUGUCAGCCUUGAAAAUAUUAAUGAUUGAAAAUUGUACCUGCAGUUGAUUAAAUGUUGGGAUCACAUUCUUGAUUGCUAUUUUUCAUAUAUAAGUAACAAUUCUCUAAAAUUCCUGGCCUAAUUUAUUUUCAAAGAUACAGUGUAACCUUUCUAUCUGAAUAGUCAUGAUAUUAAGUAAAUUCCCAUCUCUAAAAUACUUAUUUCUAGACUCCAGUAAAUACAGUGACUUUCUCAAAUGUCUGAAUCCAGAAGAUUGAAUAUAUACUAUAAUCAUAAUCAGUAUAAAAGGUUCUUAAAUUAUAAUGGAAGAAAUGACUUUUGGAUUCAGGUAUAUGUUACUGAACAACUGGGAAUAUUACUUCAAAUUUGAGAAAAGAAAUUUUAGCAAUAGAAAUGGAAACAGUAUUAAUUUAUUUUUAAUUCUGUAAUUCUUUGUAAAUACAAUUCUGAAAUAUUUAGGCUUAAGUCUGUUUGUUAAGUAAACUAUAAUGAAUAUGCUGUUGAUAUCCUAGUAAGCUUCUGAGCCUUGGUUUAAUUUUUGGAAUAUUUUUUACCUAGUUUGUAUAUUUUUAUCUAUAAUAUUAUGGUGCUCAUAGUAACUUUUAAAUUUUAAUCACUAUUAAGAGUGUUACUGUA
Molecule: messenger RNA, 4071 nt
Organism: Ahaetulla prasina
Lineage: Eukaryota; Metazoa; Chordata; Lepidosauria; Squamata; Colubridae
Gene: RNF180
Product: ring finger protein 180
Exons: 6
Coding region: 238-1749 (503 amino acids)
Biological process (GO): protein polyubiquitination; norepinephrine metabolic process; serotonin metabolic process
Cellular component (GO): endoplasmic reticulum membrane
Molecular function (GO): ubiquitin conjugating enzyme binding; ubiquitin protein ligase activity
Source: RefSeq, a predicted model, not a curated record